Messenger RNA from Cajanus cajan (pigeon pea), 2116 nucleotides. The record is from RefSeq and is a predicted model, not a curated record. Lineage: Eukaryota; Viridiplantae; Streptophyta; Magnoliopsida; Fabales; Fabaceae.
UUCAUUUUGAUGUGUAAUGUUAAAAUGUUAAUUAAGAUUUAUAUUGUGCAUGCUUCUCUAAUAAAUCGAGUGUGAGUGAGGGGAAGCAUCAACUCUUCUGGAUUCGGAUUCGGAUUCGCCGGUGAAAGAUGCGACGGCGGGCUGCCGAGUUUCGGCGGCCGGUACGACGGAGGCUUUCUUAUUGGAUCUGGCUUCUCCUGGCCUUCUCCUCUAUCCUCGCUUUGCUUCUCUUCCUUCUCCAACACAAUCACCAUCACCAAGAUCCCCUUCAAUACCCUCUGCUGGAGAGUGAUGCAAGAGUUGAACAUUUUGCUAAGGAGGGUUUGAAUUUUACUGAAGAGAUUUUAAGCAUAACAUCAUUUUCGCGGCAGUUAGCAGAGCAAAUGAUUCUGGCCAAGGCUUAUGUGGUUAUUGCCAAAGAACACAACAAUCUUCACCUUGCUUGGCAGCUUAGCUCAAAGAUCAGAAGUUGCCAGCUUUUGCUUUCAAAAGCUGCUAUGACUGGUGACCCCAUCACAUUGGAGGAAGCAGAGCCAAUUAUUAAAAGCCUUUCUUCUCUUAUGUUUAAGGCGCAAGAUAUCCAUUAUGACAUUGCAACCACAAUAGUGACUAUGAAAUCGCACAUUCAAGCUCUAGAAGAGCGUGCCAAUGCAGCAAUAGUUCAAAGCACUGUGUUUGGUCAAAUAGCAGCUGAAGCAGUACCUAAGAGUCUUCAUUGCCUAAAUGUGAAACUCAUGUCUGAUUGGCUAAAGAUGCCGUCCCUGCAAGAACUCUCAGAUGAGAGAAAAAACUCCCAAAGGCUCGUGGACAACAAUCUAUAUCAUUUCUGCAUAUUUUCAGAUAAUGUCCUGGCAACAUCUGUAGUUGUAAACUCAACUGUCUUCAAUGCUGAUCAUCCAAAGCAGUUGGUCUUUCACAUUGUCACUAAUGGAGUGAAUUAUGGGGCAAUGCAAACAUGGUUCCUAAGGAAUGACUUUAAAGGAGCCACCAUAGAGGUACAGAACAUUGAGGAGUUUCAUUGGUUGAAUGCAUCUUAUUCUCCUCUUGUCAAGCAGCUUCUCAAUCCUGACUCACGAACCUUCUAUUUUGGAGCAUAUCAAGAUUUAAAUGUUGAACCCAAAAUGCGGAAUCCUAAGUAUUUGUCUCUGUUGAAUCAUCUUCGGUUUUAUAUUCCUGAGAUUUAUCCACAACUUGAGAAGGUUGUCUUCCUGGAUGAUGACCUUGUUGUCCAGAAAGAUCUGACCCCUCUUUUCUCUCUGGAUUUGCAUGGGAAUGUGAAUGGUGCAGUUGAAACUUGUCUUGAAGCAUUUCAUCGUUACUACAAGUAUCUCAAUUUCUCAAACUCAAUUAUUAGCUCGAGGUUUGAUCCGCAGGCAUGUGCAUGGGCAUUUGGUAUGAACAUUUUUGACUUGGUUGCAUGGAGGAAGGCAAAUGUGACCACAAGAUAUCACUAUUGGCAAGAGCAAAAUGCUGAUGGGACUCUGUGGAAGCUGGGGACACUUCCUCCUGCUCUUCUAUGUUUUUAUGGUUUGACAGAGCCACUUGACAGAAGAUGGCAUGUUUUAGGAUUGGGUUACGACCUAAAUAUUGACAACCGCCUCAUUGAAAGUGCUGCAGUAAUUCACUUCAAUGGGAACAUGAAGCCAUGGUUGAAGUUAGCUAUAGGCAGGUAUAAGCCACUAUGGGACAAGUACAUAAAUCAAAGUCACCCUCAUCUUCAAGAUUGUGUCACAAGUUGAAAUGCACUACUUCUCGAAUGCUGAUGGAUUAUGCAAUCUCAGAUUAUUUUAUAAUCUUGAUCUGUGGUUGCCUUAAUGUAGAGUCAGAAGUAGAGAAUUUUGACUUUGCUAGGAAAUUUUUUUCACCCCAUCUUUUAUCUUUUCCCCAAAUUUUCUUUUGAAUCAGUCUUGAAAUAGAACAGAAUGAUUUCUUAUACACUACAAAGUUGAUAUGCGUUAGGUGAAGAGAUGUGGGAGGAACCAUUUUUGGCCUGUGGUGCUAUCUUUUCUCCUUCUGCAAGUGGUAGAAUGAUUGUUCUUCUAGUAAUUCUUGUAAUAAUUUAUCAGCUCUUUCAAAUAGCAAUUGUAAUCGAAUGAAAACAAUUUUUUUUUCCUUC